AAAGGCGGAAGUACAUCAAACAUAAACACAGACACGGUGCCGUGAGGAAGAUAAUAAUCUGGAGAAGUUAAUCACAGUUUAUUUCUCCCUGUUACAGGACAUUAAUGUGAUUUAUUUGAUUAUAAUUGAUAUCAGACGGUCAGCAUGCUGAAAGCUGUCAUUCUCAUCGGAGGAGCGCAGAAAGGUACGCGGUUCCGUCCGCUCUCCUUUGAGGUUCCUAAACCGCUGUUUCCUGUGGCAGGAGUUCCCAUGCUCCAGCACCACAUCGAGGCCUGCGCCAAGGUGCCGAACAUGAAGGAGAUCUUACUGAUCGGGUUUUAUCAGCCCAACGAGGAGCUGAACCGCUUCCUGUCCUCAGCACAGCAGCAGUUUAAAAUCCCAGUGAGGUACCUGCAGGAGUACUCGGCUCUGGGGACAGGAGGAGGGAUCUAUCACUUCCGAGAUCAGAUCCUCUCUGGUUCUCCUCAGGAGUUCUUCGUCCUGAAUGCGGACGUGUGCUCGGAGUUUCCUCUGGAGGACAUGCUGCGUUUCCAAAAGGAGCACGGAGACGCACACAGCUUCAUCAUCCUCGCCACCACGGCCAACAGGAAACAGUCCCUGAACUACGGCUGCAUCGUGGAGAACGAACACACCAAUGAGGUGCUGCACUACGUGGAGAAGCCGAGCACGUUCGUCAGUGACAUCAUUAACUGUGGGAUUUACCUUUUCACUCCGGAGAUCUUCCAGCACAUCGGAGCUGUGUUUCAGAAAAACCAACAGGACGUCAUGCUAGAUGAGCAGUGUAACGGCUGGCAGAGAGCAGAGGUCAUCCGUCUGGAGCAGGAUAUUUUCACGGCGCUGGCGGCUCAGGAGAAACUCUACGUGUACAAAACAGACCGAUUCUGGAGUCAGAUUAAAUCUGCAGGAUCAGCGAUCUACGCCAGUCGGCUGUAUCUAAACCAGUACCACAAGACCCACCCUGAGAGACUGGCCACCAAUAAGGAUGGGGGGCCGAAAAUAAUCGGAAAUGUUUACGUCCAUCCGACUGCGAACAUCGACCCCACUGCUGUGUUGGGUCCGAACGUGUCGAUAGGAACCGGAGUGACGAUCGGAGCUGGGGUUCGAGUCAGAGAGUCCAUCAUCCUCCACGGAGCCACUUUACAGGACCACAGCUGUGUGUUGAACAGUAUAAUCGGGUGGGACAGCACCAUCGGGAAGUGGGCGAGAGUGGAGGGAACACCGAGUGACCCGAACCCUAACGACCCGUACGCCAAAAUCGACAGCGAGACUCUGUUCAGAGACGGAAAACUAACACCGUCCAUCACCAUCCUGGGCUGUAACGUGACGAUCCCGUCUGAAGUGAUCAUCCUGAACUCCAUCGUCCUUCCACACAAAGACCUGAACCGCAGCUUCAAAAACCAGAUCAUCCUGUAACAGCAGAGCGUCGAUUAUCGGUUAUACGAUGUAUCGCAAUGUAGUGUUAAAUAUUGGCACCCCUCCCCUCACUGUGUCCAGUUCAUACGUGGAUAUGAAUCUGUCUGGUAACACCAACUUAUUUUAUACGUAAUCCCCAAACUCAUACCUUCGGGCUCGUGUGCUCCAGUGACUGCCACUCGUUAUAAGGCUCAUUAUUUUAUUUAAUUACAGGGAGUCCAUUUGCUAAAACCAUUCACUAGCGAGAGCUAGUGUAACGUUGAGGUGCUGAGGACAUUCACUAAUCACAGUCAGAAUGAGAACAGACAGCUCGCUGUAGUGUUGGUUAGCUAUAAACUAAAGUAUUAAAUGAAAGGAGGUACAGUAUUUCACUGCAGGACCGAAAUGUUACUUAGAUGAGCGAGUUAGCGUAGCAGCGUAACUGUUAGGAUGACCAACUCGGCUACAGCGAGGCAGAUUUUUACUCGGAGUCUCAGAAUUGAGUGUAAUAAUGCUUAUUGAUGCAAUUCCUUCAAGCCGUUUAAAGAUAUAUUUGGAAAAAAACCAAAAAACAGGCAGAUAAGUGUGUGAUUUCGGGAUCAGGAGUUUCCUGUUCUGAAACAUUAAUAAAUCAGGUCAUGAUGUAAGUGUUGUGUUCAAUAAAAAGUGUAAAAUGGAAA
Molecule: messenger RNA, 2072 nt
Organism: Neoarius graeffei (lesser salmon catfish)
Lineage: Eukaryota; Metazoa; Chordata; Actinopteri; Siluriformes; Ariidae
Gene: gmppaa
Product: GDP-mannose pyrophosphorylase Aa
Exons: 12
Coding region: 145-1413 (422 amino acids)
Biological process (GO): biosynthetic process
Cellular component (GO): cytoplasm
Molecular function (GO): transferase activity
Source: RefSeq, a predicted model, not a curated record